Molecule: messenger RNA, 619 nt
Organism: Moneuplotes crassus
Lineage: Eukaryota; Ciliophora; Spirotrichea; Euplotida; Euplotidae
Source: the annotation of a GenBank genome assembly
AUGAAAUCCAGGAAAUCAAAAGAAAUGUAUGUAGCUGAUUCUAAACACUAUUGAGAGCACAGAGUACAUCGUGAAAGGACAGUUUGAGGCACCCUCAACAGCUUAGACCUGACCUAUGCAAGUUUCAGAGCUAAAGAAUGCUCCUUUAAAGAAAGAUCCCACAAAGCCUUACCUAUUUCACAAAAUAAGGUAGUAAAGAAGGUUAUUAAGGAAAAGUCAGAGAUUCACCUAAAUAUGUUCAAUACAACUCCUAAUGACAAGCAAGACUUUGUCAGAGUGUUAGAUGAGGAUAGAAAUAAGGCUGACAGCGAGUUGGUAUCGAAGAAGGUUGAGAGAGUCUUAGCUGAGUAUGUGACUCUAAAUAGCAGACUAUCAUCAAGUGAAUUGCUCUCGAAUAAACUUGUGAGGCUUAGAAGAUAUGGAUUUAACAAUCACAAAACUGUUAAGAAUUCUAUAAAGAAGAAAAACAAGCAUGAAAUAGAAGCAUCACUUUGAACUUCUGCCGACAGUGAUGAAGAUGAAUCAAACUGAGAUGUCAAUAUAGAAACAAGUAAUUCUCCAAAUAAGUGAUACUAUAACAACAGAUCCCUUCUUAAUAAACUAAUUAGUACUAAAUAAC